AUGAGUCGGCCGCAUUCUCUUGACGACAUUACGUCUGACUAUGACGAAUCAUUUGGUGUUUCCGAGUUUACAUCCAUACACACUGCCCAUCUCAUACACUCAUACGAACAUGGGAGACGAUACCAAGGCUUGGUGCAGAACCGCUACGGUAUGCCCAACGAUGAGGCGGAGCAGAUGAGAGAGGGCAUCAAGCACAAGCUCUACACAGAUUACAUCCUAGACGGAAAACAGUUUUUGGCACCGGUACCCGAUAAUCCCCAAAAAAUUGUCGAUUUGGGGACCGGCGCCGGCUACUGGGCAUUAGACGUCGCAGAGAAGUUCCCCAGCGCCCGCGUCAUCGGCACCGACCUCUCCCCCAUCCAACCGCAAUGGGCCCCUCCAAACACCGAGUUCCGCGUCGAGGAUCUAGACGACGAGCACCGCCCCUGGUCCAGCAUCUACGCCGGCGCAGACGCCAUCCACACCAGGGCGCUCCUCCCCACGCUCCGAAACCCAAAGCUGGUGCUGCGAAGAGCAUUUGAAAAUCUCAAGCCAGGCGGGUGGGUGGAGUGCCACGAGAUCGUCAGCUGCGUCUUUUCGGAGGACGGCGCCGUGGACCGCGGGCACCCGCUACACAAGAUGUACGACCUGAUCAACGGGUCCUUCUCCCAGGUGUACGGGUGGAACCUCCAGAUCGCGGCGCAGAUACCCGACGUGCUCCGCGAGAUCGGCUUCGUCGGCGUCGCGCAGCGCCAGAACAAGAUACCCCUGGGGCGGUGGCACCACGACGCCAAGAUGCGCGAGAUGGGCAUCUUCAACCAGAUCAUACACUCGGAGUGGCUGCCGAGCAUGCUCCUGAAGCACGAGGCCAUGGGGAUAUCGGCCGACGAGGCGGAGAGUGUCGGGCAGGAGAUCCUGGACGCCUUCAACGAUCCCAGUGUCCGGUCGUACAACGUCUGGCUGGACUGUUGGGCGCAGAAGCCUCUGCCGGGGUAG
Molecule: messenger RNA, 975 nt
Organism: Metarhizium brunneum ARSEF 3297
Lineage: Eukaryota; Fungi; Ascomycota; Sordariomycetes; Hypocreales; Clavicipitaceae
Product: Secondary metabolism regulator
Molecular function (GO): methyltransferase activity
Source: RefSeq, a predicted model, not a curated record